AUGAAGUGGAUAUUUGUAUUGGCGACCAUAGCCCUAUCCCAGGCUAGACCUCAAAUACCACACGAAACAUAUGGAGUACCACAUGAAUUUAUAGCAAAGCCCUUUGAACAAUACGAAGCACCAGCGAUUCCUGCUGCUCCCACCCAAGAAUAUUUCGUACCAGCUCCAGCAGUAGAAAUAAUCAAACCUGUUGAAGAAUACGGAGUACCACACCAUGAAUACGGUUUACCAUUGGAAGUAAAACCAGCUUCAGUAAUCGAAACAGAGUACCCCUACACCAUUCCUGCUGAAGUGCCAAAACCAGUUGUGCCUGCUGCAGAAUAUAAUGCACCAGCACCCGCUGUGGAAAUCAUCAAACCUGCUGUACCACAUCAAGAGUACGGAUUACCAUUGGAAGUUAAACCUGCUCCAGUCAUUGAAACUAAAUACUCCUACACCAUUCCUGCAGAUGCACAAAAACCCAUUGUUCCUGCUGAAACUUACGGAGUACCAUACGUUCCUGCUGUAGAAAUUGUAAAACCCGCUGUAGAAUAUGGUGUGCCAGCUCCCACUGUAGAAAUCAUCAAACCUGCUGAAAAAUACGGUGUACCACAUCAAGAAUAUGGAUUACCAUUGGAGGUCAAACCUGCCCCAGUCAUUGAAACUAAAUACUCCUACACCAUUCCUGCAGAUGCACAAAAACCCAUUGUUCCUGCUGAAACUUACGGAGUACCAUACGUUCCUGCUGUAGAAAUUGUAAAACCCGCUGAAGAAUAUAGUGUACCAGCUCCUGCUGUGGAAAUCAUCAAACCUGCUGAGGAAUAUGGAGUACCGCAUCAGGAAUACGGGUUACCAUUGGAGGUUAAACCUGCCCCAGUCAUUGAAACUAAAUACUCUUACACCAUUCCUGCAGAUGCACCAAAACCCAUUGUUCCCACUGAAACUUACGGAGUACCAUACGUUCCUGCUGUAGAAAUUGUAAAACCCGCUGAAGAAUAUAGUGUACCAGCUCCUGCUGAGGAAUAUGGAGUACCGCAUCAGGAAUACGGACUACCAUUGGAGGUUAAACCUGCCCCAGUCAUAGAAACUAAAUACUCUUACACCAUUCCUGUUGAAGUACCUAAACCUGCUGCACCCGCUGUAGAAUAUGGUGUUCCACAGCAGGAAUACGGAUUACCUUUGGUCGAAGAGAAACCUUAUGCUGCUGCAGUGGUUCCAGCUCCAGUGGUACCCCAUGAGAUUUACGGACCACCAAAACAACUUUUGUUCCCAUUCCCAAGUGGUCAAUUUUAA
Messenger RNA from Brassicogethes aeneus, 1272 nucleotides. The record is from the annotation of a GenBank genome assembly. NCBI's taxonomy places the organism in Eukaryota, Metazoa, Arthropoda, Insecta, Coleoptera, Nitidulidae.